AUCUGUUUGAUAGAGAAGUUUAUUUGGAUACCACAGACUAAAGCCAAGAAGGCAUUACAGUUUGAGUUAGUGAAAUUAAUAUCAAAACACUGCAGAAAGCUGUUAGAUUUCAAUGUAAAAACCAUAAAAUAAUCUGACAUUCAUGUCUAAGUGCUUUAGUACGGAAUUAAAUGUAGCAUCGUUGUUACUGUGAUCUCGUAAUCAUACUCAGAAGUAUAACUGUGCUGGGUUCAGCAGCUGUGAGUGUGUUAGUAAUUUUAACAGCAUGUUCAUACAACUGUGUAAUGUCAUAAAAAUAACAAAUAUAUAGUGUACAUGUCUACAUUUAAGCUUCAUUCUAAAUGUGCUAACAGUUAAAAUAUAAGUGUAAAUACAAAAGUAAACAUACAAUUAAAAAUAAAACUUCAUUUGUAGAUCAUUGUACAGCAACAUUCCAGGAAUGAUGAACCGAGAUAUUAGUUGCCUCUGGCUUACAUUCAGCAGGAGUGUUUGUUCUUCUUUCUCGGAAUAAAACUUGAAAUGUUAGUUUCAGACAUACACAGGAAACUCACAAGGAGGACCAUCUCCACAGGUUAAAGGUGACUGGACUAGCCUGUCCUUACCAAAAAAUAACAUUUAAAAAGUACGGCACAAAUGUCAAAAUUGUAUUUAUCUGCUGAUGUCAUGGUAAAGUCUUUGUUUAGCUUUGAACAAAAACCUACUUCGACUGUAGUGCAAUAAUGGAAAAUGGAAAAGGCAUAUAGUAUCUAUGCUUCCAAUGUAUUUUUGUUUGCAUUACCCUGUGACACAUUUCCUUAACAGUCAUAUGAGCAGGUGUAAUGCAUUACUGGCAGCAGCUCCCCCCCAUAGCCUGAUGUAUAGUUUUCAACAUUUGUAGAAAACGUCUCCUUACCUGAACAUGGAAUAUUCACAUUAUCUAACCAUAAAAUACAAAUAUAUCACCUACAGGACUACAUAACAAAUGGCUAUGCUUUAAGAGCUUAAAAAGGUAAAAAGCUUUUUUUCUAACAUCAGUAAGGCCUCAUUUUCUUUCUUCAUAACUCUGUUUUCCUUCAGCUUUUGUCAGCUUCACUUCGCUGCAGUUUUAUUUUUGGCUUCUUGCCAAUAUGACACAGUUGAACAAGGAAAUAAUAAACAUGAAGUCACUGUGGCUCCGUGUCAGGGCUCAGGCAGAUCUCUCUGGCCCCACCAGCAACACUUUUCCUCUUCCCCCAGUGCAGAUGUCUGUAGAUGGAGUCAAAAACCGACACGGUGUAGCGGGCAAACAGGCUGGUCCACUUCACUGCGUCCACCAUCCACUGAACCGAGCGCCCCACAAAGGCCACGAACACUGUGGUGUAAUGGGCCAGCAGCAGCAGACUCCUCCCCAGCUGCCUGCCGUGGUUGAUGAUCAGGUUGACUCUUUGGUCUUUUCCUGCCAUCAUUAUACUGUAUUGUGUACGUUUCCAGAAGUAAAAAAAUGUCAAACUGUGUGUAUUUUUGGCUCAAAGGCUCAUUUUUCGUUUUUUUUCUUUUAAAGACGUAGGUAUUUAUGCAGAUACUCCCUGGAGAAGGAGUAGACGGCUGUGAACUUGCAGACGGUCCCUUAGAGAUCCCGACUGUCCAAUCAGAGCAGAGGAAGCUCUGUUUCCGGGAAUGUUUGGUGAUGUGGCUCUGCUCUGAAAUCCAUCCGAGGAAAUAUAUCAAAUAAAAUCCAGACACAUUCACCUGGGGAACACUCGCACAGUGCCAUCUUUAUGUUCAGCCGUCUGGCCACAGUCCUCCAGGAGCUUUCUGGAGAGGAGGGUGCAGAUGGAGACCCACAGGGCAUGCUGGUGCCUCAGCUCCCUGCCGGUGAGGGCCAGGCCCCAGCGGAGUCUGAGGCACCUGAGGAGGCCAUGGAGAGGCUGGCCCACCUGGAACAGCUGGUGGUCCAGCUGAAGGAGCUCAUUCGUGACAAAGACACUCUGCUCAUCCAAAAGGACACUGAGCUGACCAACAAGGAUGCACAGCUCAAGAAUGAGAAAGACGAAGCUGAGGCCCGUUUCACCAAACUCAAACUGCAGGCCAAAGCCAAGAUGGCAUCACUCAACAAACAGAUAACUGAUUUGAAAGGACAAGGAGGAGCAACGCAGAGUCCAGACAGCUCUUUCACAGGAGCUGCAGUUGAAGAGGAGCUCCAAGAAGUGAAGACCAAGCUGAGCGAGGAGGAAGCCACCAGCAGGGAGCUGAAAGAGCGACUUGAGGCCACCGAACAGCUCCUUCAAGAGAAGGAGUCUGUACAUGCUGAGCAGCUGUUGAAGCUGCAGGCUGUGGUCUGUGAGAAGGAUGUACGUUUCCAGGAACAGAUUCAGAAACAUGAAGAGGAGCUGCUGAGAGUCACAACGAAGUCUCAGGAUGACAGUGAGCUUCAGCAGGCCCUGCAUGCUGCUCAGCGACGCUGUGAAGAGCUUGAAGAGGCCUUAAGCUCUCGCUCCCAAGUGCUGGAAAUGCUGCAGCAGGAAGUGAGCAGUGCUGAUCAGCAGAAGCAGAUCUUGACUGCUCAGUUCCGGCAGAUGGAGCAGGAGCUGGCCGAGGCUGUGAAGCUGAGGGAGGAGGACAGGCAGCAGUGGGCCGAACAGGCCGGCCGGGCCGAUGCAGAACUCACAACCCUCAGAGCCAGCCUGGAGGCCUUGGAAAGCGAAAGAAUGGAGGUGGCAAGGCAAGAAAGCGAACUGGCCUCCCUCAGAGAGGCAGAGCGUGUUAGUCAGGAGGCUCUGGAGAAGGAGAAGAUGGACGUCGCCAGAUUGGAGACACAACUGACUCUGAUGAAAGAGGCUGAGCUUGCAGCCCUUCAAGCAAGCAAUGAGGCCUCGGAGAGAGACAGGGCGGAAAUCGCUCGACUUGAAAGUGAGCUUGCAUCAAUGAGGGAGGCAGAGUCUGCAGCUGUCCACGCCGGGCAGGAUGCCUCAGAGAGCGAGAAGUCAGAUAAACUGGAGAAAGAGCUGGAAACCCUGAGGGCAGAGCAGGAAGAUGCACAGAAGAAGGGCGAGAUUUUGGCUGAGCUCUGGAAACAUCUACGUUUUCUGGCUGUGGAAAAUGUGCCUGAGGAAAUCCCUGUCCCUGCUGACCUGUCACUGCUGCUGGACGCUGUACAGUCUGCUGAGACACAACUGACAAGGCUGAAAGACGAAUGCAGAGAAAGUGAGGAACGCUGUGCCCAACUCACCCACACCAUGGAAACCCUUCAGGAACAACUAGACAGAAAAACUACAGAAGAGGAGGAAGCCACUGCAAAAAUACAGCAGCUGGAGCAGCAAAUUGUUACGAUGUCAGACACAAAUGAUGUGACUCAACCAGUACAGGAUUUAUUGGAAGCUGACAAAGCACACAUUCUGGCACUGGAGCAGCAGCUGUUAGAAAAAGACAAUGAGCUGGCUGCCAUGCAAGAAUCCCUCGUUUUGGCUACGAAGCACAGCUCCAGUGAGGCUGCAUCGUGUGAAAACUAUGAUCAGAGCCCAGAUCAGGAUGCCAGCAUGGCUCCGCUUGAUAGCUCUGCAACCCUCCCUGACUUCAUGGAGGAUACACGAGAAGAAGAGACCACCUUAGUUGCUGAAGACACCUCCAUGCUCUCCAUUUCUGCUGGUAAUGAAAGUAGCCCAGAGCUAAUUGGACACCAGUCUGAGUCCCCAGAAGAAUCUAAAGGCACCUCCUCAGAUGAGAUGGUCGCCAGUAGUGAUUCAGAGGUGGCCCACAGCAGCUGGACCCUCCUGGAAGCUGUGAAUCAAGACGGAGGUCAAGAGUGGCCCUCCAUCCCGCAGGACUUUAAUCAGUCAUGGGUGGCGACGAGCAUGGAGCAGGAGACCUCCACAGUUCAAGUUGAGUCUUCGUCAGUCAUCAUCAGAGAAACAGUUGAAGUUCAUCUAAGUCAGCAGAGUUCUUCCUCGACAGAUGCUAACAUGCUCUCAGGCCAGAUCUUCGCUCAGGCUUUAGCUGAAGAGCUCCAGAAGAGGUACAGCGAACUGUUGGCUGAGCUGCAGAGGCUCAAAGAUGCAGCUGUAGAGUCACAGGACAAAAUUAAGAAUCUGGAAGAGGAAACACAAUCUCUCACUGCUGCCAAAGAAGAGGCUGAGUCCAAAGCCACUAAUUUUUCAGAGGAGCUCAAGUCAGCCAGAGAGGAGAUGGAUAACCGCUCCCAGCAAAGCAGCUCUGCGGUGGAGAAGCACAGUGUUGAAAUGCAGCUUCUAGAAGAACAGGUAGACAUUUUAAACACUGAAAAUAGUGCCAAGGAGCAGAGAAUCCAGGCUUUGCUGACAGAUCUGGAAAUGUCUCAUCAAGCUCUCUCCGAGCAGGAGGGUCAGGCCAGGAUGCUGAGCGCUCAGCUGGAAGACAGAGAACUCCUCUCGUCUGAGCUCGAAAGGAGGCUUCAAGAUAUGGAGAACAGCAUAGUGGAAUACUCCCAGACAUCUGAUCUCAAUAAUGAGUCUUUGUCAAGGAAAGACUCAGAGAUCAGUGAGCUACACCUUCGCCUCAGCCAGAAAGAGCAAGAGAUGAUGGAGCUCAAUGACAGUAUGUCUGCUAAACUUCUUCAGGCAGAAGAAGAGAAGUUCCAGAUAGACGGUGAAGUCAGUAAACUGAAGGAGCAGAUAGUGGAACUUGAGAAAGUCAAAGACGAGAAACAAGACGCGACUGGUGAAGGCUCAGCUGCUCAUGUAGAUGAUGAACUUGCUAGUUUACGAAAGGAGAAAGGAGUGCUGGAAACCCAGCUGACAAACGCAAAGAAAAAGUUGCAGGUGGCACUUGUGCAGCGUAAAGAGCUCAUGAAGAAGGUCAGUGACUUUGAGUUAGAAGCUAAGAAAUGGAAAGAGAAAGAUGAAACAGCAACGGGAGGAAUUUCUGAAAACAUCCCAGAGGCAGAAAAACCUAAAGGGGAUGAGGUUCAAGAGAUGGAGGCUAAACUCAUGGAGCUCAAGCAAGCUUUGAAAUCCAAAGAAGAGGCAGUUGAGACUCUUGAGCAGAAAAUUAGCCAACAGGAUCAAGUUCUUGCUGAGACGCUGUCUCUGAAUAGGAAGUUAAGUGAAGAAGCUGAAAACUCUCAGCAGACCGACGUUUCUUCUGAGACAACUGCAUUACAAUCGCAAGUGGCCUCUCUUGAAGCAGAGUGUGAAACGCUUCAGAAGAAGGUUCAUGAGGCCCAAGAAUCUCGUAAAGAAACCAUCCGCAAAGCAAAAGAAAAAGAUAGACACCACCGUGAACAACUGAAGCAGCAGAAAGAAGAAUACAGCGAGCUGAUGGAACGUUUUGAGGCGCAGAGCGGUGAGCGAGAAGUUCUUCUUACUAAACUAAGAGAACUGGAGGAAAAAGGGAUCAAUGAAAAAGAAGCUCUGCCUCAUCAAGAGCCCAAGCACGUGGGUGAAAAUGUGGAAAAGCCUGCUACAAAUGAUUGGGUCCAGGAGGACUGGGUGGAUUUUGCUACAACAGAGACCGAUUCAUCACAACCACAAUCCAGCGAUGUGACUCAGCCUCCUGCAGAGUCUUCUGAGGUCGUCUCUGCACAAAUGGAGGAAUCUCUGAAAGCUCUCAGAGAGGAGAUCCACGCUGUGCGGGAGGCAAACACAGAGCUGGAGAACAAGCUGCAGGAAACGCAGGACAGUCUGUCACUGAAGGAGGCUGAAUUAGUGGAACUGGGCAAAGACCUGCAAGCACUGAGAGAAAAAGAAAAGCAAAUUGAUGGACUCUCUAAAGAAAUUAACGAUCUCAGAGAAAAGUAUCACCAAGCUGAGUCUUACGCUGAAAACCUGAAGGCAGAGAUGGAAGCUGCAGCCAGUGUUGCGUCUGCAAAUGCUACAUCUUCAGUUACAACUCUUCAGGCUGAAGUGGAAGACUUCAAGCAAUUUCUUGAUAAUAAGAACCAUGAGAUAAUGGAGCUCAGUCAGCAGCUUAGCGAACAGAGCUCACUUAUACACUCAAUGCAGGACACAGUGUCUCAGAAGGAUCAACUCAUCACUUCUUUGCAGGAAGAACUGAAGGCCGAACAAGAAAAGACACAGAGGUUAGAGGCUGAUGUUCCACAAAAGCAAGAGGAAGACAGUGAGGCAAAGAUCCAGCAGCUUCAGCGAAAGCUUCAGGCUGCCCUGAUCUCUCGCAAAGAGGCCCUCAAAGAAAACAAAACCCAGAAAGAGCAGCUGGCGUCAACUGAAAAGGUCAUAGCUGAGCUGCAGCAGAAAAUGAGCUCAGCAGACGAUGAGCUGGAGAAGCUGAGAGCAGAGAGAGAUAGGCUGAUUGUUGAAGUUGACCGAACAUUACUGGAGAAUCAAAGUCUAGGAUCCUCGUGUGAGAGCCUCAAGCUGGCAAUGGAAGGCAUACUCAAUGAGAAAGAUGCCUGUAAGAGAGAAGUGGAGUUGGCAAAAGAAGAGGCGACCAGAACAUGCAGAGAAUGGGAGGAAAAGGUUCAAGGCAUGAAAGAUGAGUACGAGACUUUGCUCAAGUCUUAUGAAAAUGUGAGUGACGAGGCAGAGCGAGUGAGACGAGUGCUGGAAGCUGCCAGACAGGAGAGACAGGAGCUGGCAGCCAAGGUGAGAGGUCAUGAGGCUGCCAGGCAGGAAGCUGAAAGGCAAGCAGAGGAAGCACAGAAAGAGGUGGAUUCAGUGAAAGACAAAAUGAGAAAAUUUGCCAAAACAAAGCAGCAAAAAAUAUUAGAGUUAGAGGAGGAGAACGAGAGACUCAGAGAGAUGCAGGAAAAGCCUGUAACAAAACGAGGAGACAAGGCCCUCAGAGCUGAAGUUGAACAGCUUCAGGAAGAGCUGGGAGACUUAAAGGCUGAGCUGGAGGCUACAGUGUCAGAAAGAGACUCUUUAGGGCAGCAGAUUGAAGAGUUGAGACAGCAAGUUGCCCAAAUGGGAGAAAAAGACAUUUCGGUUAUUCCAUUUAGCUCUGCAGCUGUUGUAGAAGAGGUUGUGACGGCCCAGCAGUCAGACACAAUCAUGACUACAACAGAGCCUGUUGAAAGUCAGCAUGAAGACAGUGAAACACGCGUAACCCCAGAGGAGACUCAGGAUGAACAAAUAGUUGCAGAGUCUGUGACAAAAACUCAUUUGGAGCCCACUGAAGAAAAAGAAAAAGCAGAUGUGACUGAAAGUGCUCAAACAUUAUUAGAAAAUAAAAUGAAGGAGAUUGAGGCAACUGUAAACACCGAGAGGGAACUGUGGCAGGAACAGGAGGCUGAACUCAAAACUAAACUGGCCUCUCUUGAACGAGAUCUUCAGGAGAGUAAAGAGAAGGAAAGCCUUACAGCCUCUUUUGAGAAGUGCCUUCAAGAGAGCAAAGAGAGAGAAAAGAGCCUAAUUGAAGAGGCUUCAAAGAGGGAAACCCAGUUCAAAGAACUCCUCAGAAGCCUUGAAACUGAAAAAGACAACCUGGAGGAACGUCUGAUGAACCAAUUAGCUCAGCUCAACGGAAGCAUCGCUGGCUACCAGCAAGAGGCAGCAGACAACCGGGAGCACCUCACUGAACUACAGCGGGAGGUGGAAAGGUUAGAGAGGGAGCGCGCAGAGCUCGAAGCCGAGGCUCAGAGCGAGAAGGACCGAGCUGCCAGACUGGAAGAAGACAUGAGACAAGCCCAGCGAGAAAGAGCUGAGGCUGAAGCAGAGUCUGGAAAGCAGAGGGAGCUGGAGCAACAGCUGAGGACUGCUCAGAGGGUCAAAGAAGGCAGCCAGACCAGAGCGCGUCAGCUGGAAGAGCUGCUAAGGGAGAAGCAGCUGGAAGUCCGUCAGCUGCAGAGGGACUGCAUCCAGUACCAGGAGAGGAUCAGUGAGCUGGGUAGAGAAGCUAAGGCACUACAGCUAGGGCACGAUGAGCUCGGCAGGAAACUAGAACAAUCUCAGCUGGAGACGUCCAAAACUCUAGAGGACCUGAAAAAGACUGAAGCACAGUUAGAUGGUUGUAAAUCCCAACUAGAUGAGUCUCAGAAACAGGCAAGUGACGCCUUGGCAGCAAAAUCGACUAUCGAACAGAGCAUCCAGCAGAAAGAAGCCAUGAUGAAAGCUGAGGCAGAGCAAACCCUGGACUCUGUGAGAUUCAGGCUGGGAGCUGAACUAAAGGAGAUGGAGCUGAGACUAGAGGACGCAUACAGAGAAAGGGAGAAGGAGGAGGAUGCUACUCUAGAGGCCAGAGAGAUGGCAGAACGAGCUGAGAGACGAGCCCAAGAGCUGCAGGCCCGUCAGGAUGAGUCUAUAGCCAGGUUAACUGCCUUCUCCCUCAGCAUGUCCUCCCUGCAAGAUGACCGGGACAGAGUUUUGGAUGAGGCCCGGCAGUGGGAGACUCGCUUUCAUGGUGCUCUGCAGGGUAAAGAGGCUGAAGUACGUGAGGCUGAAACACGGGCCAAGGACCUUGCAAAACAGCUUCAGAAAGAAACUGCACUGAAAGAGGAACUUAAACUUUCGGUUGAUAGAUUAGAGAAAGCAGACAAAGAAUGGCAGCUGAGGUUAGAAGAAGAAGAAAAGAAAGUCUUAGAGAGCCAAGCUGCCCUCGAGGAGGAGAGAGGGAAGCUUCAGCAAACUACAGCUGAGUUGCAGGCUGCACAAAAUGAAGCCCAGGCCCUGAAAAAUGAGGUGGAGAGUCUCUAUCAGAGAACUCGGGCGCUGGAGGAGGCUGUAGGAAGACUGCAGGGUGAAGUCGACCAGGCGAGGACUGAGCUGAGGGAAAGAGAAGCAGAGGAGAGACGACUCUGUCUGAAUGUGGAGCAGCUGGAGACAGACCUGCGAUCCUCCAAGGCAUUGACAGAGAGCUUGCAGACUGAGUUACAUGAGAAGGAAAGGAGGGAGGUGGAGAUUCUAGGGGAGAAGGAGCAAGCUGUGGCUCAGGCUGCUGAGGAGGCCAGAAAGGAGGCUGACAGCAGGGCACAAGAAGCUGAGGAGGAGCUGGAGCAGAGAAGAGGGGAAGUUCGGGAUCUGGAAGAAAAACUGCGAAAGGCGGAGGAAGAGAGCAACAACAGAAAAACCCGGCUGGACUCUUUUAUGAAGGCUAUGGGCUCCUUGCAGGACGACAGAGACAGAGUCCUCAACAUGUACAAGCAGCUGGAGGAGAAACACUUGCAGGUAAUGAUGGAGAAGGAUGGUUUGAUCCAAGAGGCAGCGGGGGAGAAUAACAGCCUGAAGGAAGAGCUGCGCUCUCUGCUGGUCCAGAGAGACGACCUGUACGCUGAAAAGGCCAAGCUGUCUGCUCAGCUUCAUGGCUAUCGUGAUGAACUUAACCAAGUCCUAAGCAUGAAGGACUCUCAACACAAACAGCUUCUGGCAGCCCAAAGAGGGCGUAUUGCAGCUUUAGAAAGGGAGCGUGAGGAGCUGGAAAAUCAGUUAAAGAGCCUCAGCAUAGCCAGAGAAACAGAAGUAGAAGCAGCGGUACACAGAGUGGAGAGUGAGACUCUUAGUCAGGCUGUUGACAGCAGACCAGCAUCGCAGGUGAUUGAUGCUCCUGGUGCAGAAGUCGAGAAGCUGAGGGAGCAGCUGCAGGCAUCAAGAAAAGAAGUGGAGGCUUUGGAGGAGACUCUACUCAGGGAGAGGCAGGAGCAGGACAGCAAGAGCAAAGAACUAGCUGAGCUUCGAUGGGAAGGAGGCGUGAUGCGGACAGAGUCGGAGAGCGCUCAGGAGAGGGUGGCGGAGCUGGCCAGAGACCUGCUGGCUGUAGAGCAGAAGCUGCUGGAAGAGAAAGAGGCAACAAACCAGCUGAGAACAGAGAAUCAGUCAUUUGCUAAAGCCAUGGCCUCCCUCCAGGACAGCAGGGACCAGGCAGUAAACAAGGCCCAGGAAAUGAGCCUGAGACUGGAGGAGAUGAGCAAAGCAGGAGGCCCCACAGCACACAGCAGCCCUGGAGGCUCCACCGGAGAAGUGUGGGGGCUGAAGAACGCACUACAAGCCCUGCAGAAUGACAGGGAGAGGCUGCUGGAGCAACUUAAAACACAGACGUCUGAGCUGGAGAAGCAGAAGUCAGAGCUGGCUCGGCUGGGAGCUGGAGAGUUGAUUAAAGUCAGUCAGGAGCUGUUUGAAGAGAAGAAGAAGAGCGACGACAUGCUGGGUGUCAUAACACAGCUAGAGAACGUGGUGGAAAUGGGCAAGCACGAAAUUGAGACUCUCAGGCUGGAACGAAUUGACUGGAUGGCUCAAGCAGAGCAGCUGAAGCAGCAGACUCUCACCACACUCUCAGAGAGGGACCAACAACUGCGACAGCUCACCGCCAUGCUGGAGGAGGCCCGCGCUCAUAAGCCCAAACUGCAGCAGGAGCACUAUCAGAGAGAGGGCACAGAGGAGGUGGACAGCGCUCCUGGAGCCCCACAGGAGCGAAGCAGCCUGCUGGACAGCCACGCCUACAUCGCUGAGGUCAAAGAGCUACAGCGGAGACUAGAUGAAGAGACACAGCAGAGGCUGGCUGUUGAGGAGCAGCUGAUGACCACACAGGAUCGACUCACACGUCACAGCCAGCCAACAUGGCACUCGGCGCAAGACGGUGAUCACUCAGAGACUGCUGUUUUUAUCGAGCCGCCGGAAGGAGCUGUCACUCGAACUCGGAGAGGUGGUCCGGGUUUGAUGCGGAUGCUCCGAGUGGCCUUCUGCUCCCGCCAGCGCACCCCUCUGCUGCUGAGCCUCUAUCUGCUCACUGUGCACGUCCUGCUGCUGCUGUGUUUGGGUGGAUACCUCUGAAACCAGCUCCCUAUGACACACCCGACAGAUUAGAGCGCGAUGGAGAGAGAGGAGGGCAAAGAAAAUGGAAAUGUGGCACAGACCUAACCCAAGCCAUCAACAUCAUUUAUAAUGUUACAUUAAAGAAGGGUAGGAGGGAUGCUCUACAUGCAGACGUUGCACUUUACAAGACUUAAUCUUUUAGCCAAAGUAUAUAGAUUUAUAUUGGGAGCUGUUGACUUUGAUUUUAACCAUUUGCCCUUGGAUCACUUGUGUGUGAUGUUCCUUUCGAAACCUUCCUAACUGUAAACGUUUUACGGGAAAAUGUAGAUUAAUAAUCACGUGUUGUGGCAGAUGGUGUUUUUCAUGUGCCUUUAGUUUUAGAUAUCACCUAAAGGGAUCGCUAAGUGAAAGCUAAUGUUCUACAUUUUGGGAAACAUGCUUGUAAGUGUUCUGACAGAGAUUAUAUGUGCACUCUUUUAAAAAUUCACUUUUUUUUUUGUUAGAAGCUUGGAAGAUUUUGUUUAAUUAUUAAUCAAAUUUAUUGCCCUGGUUCGAAGAUGAGUUUGCUGACACUCAAAUCUGUCCGUUGUCUGGAAAGCCAACUGACUUAGUUUAGGUUUACUACAAAGUCAGGCUAAGGAGUGUGUCCAAUCCAACACUCACCUUUAAAUCCCACUAAUGAACAUCUAAUUAGUUUAGAAUACAAAGUGUAAAAUGAAAAUUAGCUGUGUUUCAUAUUCAGUGACCAAACUAUUUAUCUCUGUGCUUUUGCCAGGCAACCAGGGAAGUUACUGGUACCGGCUAACACAUUAACAACGCUGGAACAAAAUGGCAAAAUUUCACCUGAACACAGCAGGUUUUGUAGAUUAGCUGAUGUAAUUUGUGAGUAUGUCAGCCUUUAAGGGGACUGUGGGCUGUUUCAGUUACACAGACCUACAGUAGCUGUGUCCUUUGUUUAGGCUAACUGGCAGCUAGCUGCAACGUUAACGAACAUUUAGAUUUUUUUGUUGCCAACUCUCCGCCAAACAGCUGGUGAGACUGUUUCUUCACAACAUUUCUUUGUAAAGAUGGCUUGAGGUUUAGGGAGCGCUCUUAUCGUCCUGUCUCUUCCUCAACUGCUCAUUUCAUGCACAAAAACGGAGCACAGUGCAAUUUCUGUUUGUCCACAUUCCUAUAUUGUGUUUUCCUUCACUUUCCUCUAAUAUAAAUCACUUUCUUUAAACAAGGACCCUUAUAUUGAUAUUUGUACAUAUGUACAUGUACUACGUAUGUCAGCUGGAUGUGAGUUUUCCUCUUAUAGCUCCAGAUCCCCUGUCUGUGCUUCCACGGCACACAUUUAGAUAUCACAGGUUUGCUCUGUAGUUUUUAUGGCAGAUGAAGUUGCCUUUAGGUGCAAUGUUACUACAGUGUGGAUUCAUUCCAGAGGAGGAGGACUGCUGUGUUUUCUAACGUUAUCCGUCCCAUUACAGACUACUGCGAUGUAGCAUAAUUUAUUGUUCAUAAGAAACUGUUGAACUGUCCACCACCUACAUGUGUAUCCACAUCAUCCUCUGUUUAAUCGCUGUGUUGUGUAGUCAUCUUCUCUCUUAAUUCACAUUCUUCACAUCGUACACCCACUCACGCUGUAAAUAACUGUUUAAAGGGCUGUAUAGAAUAAUAAAAUGUAAUUAAAGCCUUGGCGGUUUAGGUGAGGGACCAGUCUUGUCAAGCAUUAAUUAUUUCCUCGUUAGGGUAUCUGUAGGGGAAAAAACAGGCAUUGGGAUGUUUUUGUUUACACUUUACUCGGCUCAGUUAGUUUUAAUUCAGAAAAUUACCCACACUAUCUUCUCCGUUGUCUUUGUGAAAUAAUUAAGAAUAAUUGGCUUAUUAUUUUUGGAAAGCCUGUCGACCUGACCACUGUCGUGCUUGUAAUGCUGAGAGUUCUUCUUCUGAAAGUACAAAUGAAGCUCAGGUUCAAACCAACUGAGAGAUGAUGAGUUACUGUAAUACUUUUAAAUGCACACAUUUAAACGCUGGUCUGACCUGAUUUUGUUUUUUUCUUUUUGUGGGAGAAGGAAUUACACAGACACACUUACUGCUGACACAAGUCACUACAUAUUCAAAGCCUUUAAUAAACGAUAUUUUCAAGUGUAACUGAAGUCUGAGUGGAAGCUGUUUGCUUUGGGACUGAAGUCUUGUGGGUUAUACAAGAAAGGAUGACGGUUCACAGAAUAAAGACUUAAUCUGUUA
This is a messenger RNA of Stegastes partitus (bicolor damselfish), 12863 nucleotides long. RefSeq names its product golgin B1 (gene golgb1). Gene Ontology annotation, cellular component: Golgi apparatus; endoplasmic reticulum-Golgi intermediate compartment; membrane. The coding region runs from base 1737 to 10652 and encodes 2971 amino acids. The transcript is spliced from 19 exons. The record is from RefSeq and is a predicted model, not a curated record. NCBI's taxonomy places the organism in Eukaryota, Metazoa, Chordata, Actinopteri, Pomacentridae.